UUCAAGGCUGAUUUCCAGCGAGGAAGCGUCAGAGUGGAUGCCAAAAAAGAGCGGAGCAGCCGCGGACAAGUUCGUGGCGCUGAAAAAGAUUUUUUUUUUCCCCCAGAAAAAAAAGCGCGAGCGGUUCCUUCUUUUUUUGUUGUUGUUGUUGUUGCUGAGGAGCGAGCAGGAGAGGCGAAGACGAGUGAAGUUGCGCGCAGUGUGGCAGACUUUUAGCCGCACAAUUGUUGUGACUCCAGAGGCGCACAAAGAAGCCAAGAAGACGCAGGAGAGGACUAACUAACUCCGCGUCUUCUCCUCUUUUGUCUCCCUCCGCGUUCUUUUGCAGUCCUGCGUUUGACGAAUAUUUUUUAAAGUUUUUUUUUUUUUUUUUUUUUUUUCUCCGUGCGUGUGUCUCCCACCGGCGUGUGUGGCCUUUUUUUGUCGCCGAGAGAGCGAGUGGACGCGCGGGGGGCCGAGAGGAGCCGGAGCCGGGCUGCCCACAUGCUCCAACCACCGGCGUGAAAGUUGACUUCUUCCCGACACGAGAGAACAGGUGCCAGUGAUGAUGGUGGAAUCGGCCUCUGAGACCAUUCGAACCACGCCGUCCGGCCAGAACGGAGUCAGCAGCCUCAGCGGCCAAUCGGACGGCGGGGGAGGGAGAGAAGGCGGGUCGAACGGAGACGUCAACGGAGAACUCAGCCCGGUGGACCUACUGCACCUGCAGCAGCAACAGGCUCUCCAGGCAGCCAGACAGUUCCUCCUCCAGCAGGCCUCUGGGCUCAACUCCCCUGGCAGCAACGAGGUCAAACAGAGUCCCGUGCAGGUGCCUGUAUCCAUGGCUAUGAUGAGCCCACAGAUGAUCACUCCACAGCAGAUGCAACAGAUCCUGUCACCCCCUCAGCUCCAGGCUCUGCUGCAGCAACAGCAGGCUCUCAUGCUAUCGCAGUUACAGGAGUACUACAAGAAGCAGCAGGAGCAGUUGCAUCUGCAGCUUCUGACUCAACAGCAGCAGCAACAACAACAGCAGCAACAACAACAACAACAACAACAACAACAACAACAACAGCAACAACAACAGGCUGGCAAGCAAGCAGCAAAAGAGCUCGGCAGCAAGCAGCUGGCCUUCCAGCAGCAGCUGAUGCAGAUGCAGCAGCUUCAGCAGCAGCACAUCCUCAACCUGCAGAGACAAGGCCUGGUGCCCCUGCAGCCCACCGCCGCCAUGCAGUCCCUACAGCAAGCGAUGUGUCCGUCGGACCUCCAGCAGCUGUGGAAGGAGGUGUCGGGGGUGCCGAGCGGCGAGGAGGCCUUGAAGCAAGCCGAGGGCCUGGACUUGAGCACCAACAGCUCCAACUCUACCUCAGCCUUCCCCAAAGCAGCCAGCGCGCACAUGCCACUGCACAGCCUGCCCAAUGGACAGAGCCAUACCCCAAAGAGAGACAGAGCCAGACUGUUUGAGUGGAUCUCCUCCUUCACCAAGGCCGACAGUGGAGAUGACCAUGGCCCCCCUUACUCCAAAGGCAACCCUGCCAGCCAUCAUGAGGAGCACACCGGCUCCCAUCCUCUCUACGGCCAUGGGGAGUGUAAGUGGCCCGGCUGCGAAGCACUGUGUGAGGACAUGGGGCAGUUCAUCAAGCACUUGAACAACGAGCACGCCCUGGAUGACCGCAGCACCGCUCAGUGUCGAGUCCAGAUGCAGGUGGUGCAGCAGCUGGAGAUACAGCUGGCCAAAGAGAGCGAGCGACUCCAGGCCAUGAUGACCCACCUGCACAUGCGCCCCUCGGAGCCGAAGCCUUUCAACCAACCUUUGAACCUGGCAUCCAGCGGCUCUUUUCUCAAGCGGGACAGCGACCUCUACCCAGAGGGCCUCCCUCACCCACCCACCUCAGCUGCGACCCCCAUCACUCCGCUGCGCCAGGGACCCUCGGUCAUCAGCUCGUCCAGCCUCCACAGCCACUCCCACGCGCACGCUGUCGGGCCCAUACGUCGGCGCAACUCCGACAAGUACUGCACGCCCAUCGCCUCAGAGCUGGCUCAGAACUGUGAGUUCUACAAGAACGCUGAUGUCAGGCCCCCCUUUACUUACGCCUCUCUUAUACGCCACGCCAUUCUGGAGUCCCCAGACAGACAGUUGACUCUGAACGAGAUCUACAACUGGUUUACACGGAAGUUCGCCUACUUCAGGAGAAACACGGCCACGUGGAAGAAUGCCGUGCGCCACAACCUGAGUCUGCACAAGUGUUUUGUCCGCGUGGAGAACGUGAAGGGGGCCGUGUGGACCGUGGACGAAGUUGAAUACCAAAAGAGGAGACCACCAAAGAUGACCGGGAGUCCAACUCUGGUGAAAAACAUGAUUUCAGGCCUGGGCUUUGGAUCCCUAAACGCCAGCUACCAGGCAGCCCUGGCAGAGAGCAGUCUGUCCUUGCUCAACAGCUCUUCCCUGGUGAACCCUCCGUCUGCGGCCAGCCUCAACAUGCUACAUGUGGGCCACGACGACGUCAGCUCCACCGUGGAGCAGGUCAACAGCAACGGCAGCUGCAGCCCCACGCUCAGCCCGCAGCAGUACAGCCACGCGGUGCACGUGAAGGAGGAGCCCACCGAGAUCGAGGAGGACUGUCGGCCCAUCUCCCUCCUGGCCGGCGUCACACACGGCCUGCCGCUGUCGAGCGACGACCGUGACCUGGAGGAGGACAUGCCCACCGACGAUCUGGAGUAAGAUGGAUCCAGGGGGCGGGCUUAGUCAGAGCAGUCUCUGAAGAAGAAACAAUAGCCAAAAGGAAACGAAAACAAGUUUUCUUUCCUUUUUUUUUUUUUUUUUUUUUCGAAUAUUUGUCGUUACGAGCAAGCAACCAAGGAUGACAUUAAGAAACUCCAAGCAGGGUUUGAAAGACCUCCAUCAAGUACUCUUUAACUCGCCGUAUCACACACACGCACACACACAAACACUCUCUCACACACACACACACACACACACACACACACACACACACACACACACACACACACACACACACACACACACACUCCGUCACUUGUCCAAGCCUCCUUCCAAACUUCUCUACGGAGACCCCAAAGAGGUUUGGACCCUUUCUCGAGGAUGGCGUGUAUAUAGCUUUGGAGCAUCUGCCCUGGGGGCGGAGUCUAAGGGGGGCUGUGCAGUAUCCCCCUCCCCCCCCACACACACUUUGGAGUCAAUCAUUUCAUUUACCAAACUCAACUUUUCAGAGAAGACGGACGCUUUCAAAGAAUACCUCGACCUGUGCUCUCUAGGAGGGGGAUGCGCGGCAAGGGGGGUGUGGCUCCUCACUCACGGACAUCUUUUAGGCUUUUAAGUGAGUUAUGAAAAACAAAAAAAAAGAAAGAAGAAGAAGAAGAACACACUGCCACGGCCACUCAAAAAGACUGCAAGCAAAGGAGCGUCCCCGUUUGGGAUGGAAGGAUGAACACUCGUAGACGGAAACAGCCAGAAAUAUUGUGACUAAAAAAAAAAAAGGAACCUGUCGACGAUAUGGAAUAUAACAAGUGUGGUAGCUUUCUUUGUCAGUUUUUUGUUAUGUUGUUAUCAUUCUUUACUUUUUGCGAUGAUUAUUUACAUGUUAUCUUCCUUCAAGACGUUGUGUUUGUUUGGCACCAUUCCUUUCCUAAAGAGUACGAAAGUAAGUAGAAAAACGCAGUAUUGUCCCUUUUCCCGUUCACUGCCAAAGUGUCGCCGGGCUAGAAAUGUGGAGAUAGCACUUAAAACCUUUUCCGUGGGUCCAGACAGGAUUAUUUCCAUCCGCUUGUUUUAUUCCGCUUGUUUUUUUCUUUUAGUCGAGAGAUGUGAGUCAUGCUUUAAAAGAAAUGUAUAUGAAUGCAGUCUUAGAGUACCUCUUCCUACUCAAGUUCCAGAUUGACGGGAAGUAGUUUUUGUAGGACACCAAAACGAGGCUGGAUUCAAAGCGCACGUGUUUGAGGAUCGUCACUUGACUUUUAGACAUUUUUUUAAAAAGCAUUACCUUUCUCUACAGUGCCAUACCAAAUUGAACAUUUGCUUCAAAAAUAUCUGCUUCUCACUCCCGCAUUCUUUUUUUUUUUUUUUUUUACAGGUAACCAAAGAAAUAUUUAGAAAACCAAAAACCCUUUACUUUGUUAUUAUUUUACUACUAUUAUUAUUAUUAGAGUCUCCCUUCUUAUUCUUUAAAAACUGGCCAAAAGACAACAAACCAGAAGUUUUGAGCUGUUUUUUUUUUUAUUGUGAUGUUUAGUUUUUUUCAUGUUUGUUUGAAAGUUGAACAGGACUACAGUUGCUGACCACACCCGCAAACCAAAGUGAAAACUGAAAAAUAGACUUGGAAGCUUUUGUCGGUUAAAAACUGCUCGCAUUAGUGAUGAGGCCAAAUACACAGAGGAGUUUUAUUACACUGAAAAGGAAGAAAAAUGGUUAAAACCACUGCAGAGAAAAAAAUAAUCAUCUUUUCAUCUUGUCAUUUACAAAAAAAUGACCACCUUUUUUAAAAAAAAGUCACAUUUUGAUACAUUUUUUCACCCAAAAUUGUAUUUUUCUUACAAAAGUUUUUUCCAAUUUACAAAUUAUUUUUCUUCACAAAAUCAAAUUAUCAUCGGAUAAUUUUUUACUCAAAAUAUUAAAACUUUAUUUCCAUAAAACGUUACCUUUUUUUUUACAUGAAAAAUGUCGUCACAUGAAUAGCUUUAUUUUAGCAAAAUGACUUUAUUCUGAUAGGACUUACAAAAAUGACUUAAGUCUCACAAAAGUACAACUUUUUUCUUAUAAAAUUCAUUUUUGCAGAACUAGGAUAUUCUUAAAAAAUGCAUAAUUUUUCAUUAAGAGAAAGAUUUUUCCAAUUAAGUCUCACCUUAUUUUCAAUUUAAAAAAAUACAGUUUGAUAUAAGAAGAAUAAAAUAAUUAUUAAAUGGUAACUUAUAAUUCAUUAUAAAUAUCCAUCCAUCCAUUUUCUACCGCUUAUUCCCUUCGGGGUCGCGGGGGGCGCUGGAGCCUAUCUCAGCUACAAUCGGGCGGAAGGCAGCGUACACCCUGGACAAGUCGCCACCUCAUCGCAGGGCCUCAUUAUAAAUAUAAAACUUAUAUUAUUUUAUUCAUUCAGAAUCUUCAGGCUUUAUCCCAUAAAAUAUUACUUUUUUCAUGAAAACUACUACUGUCAUAAUAAGAUUAUGCUUUUUUUUUUUUUUUAGGAAAAUGUCUGACUUGAUUUAGUUAGGACUUACAAAAAUUACUUUAGUAUCACAAAAUCACAACUUUUUUCCUCCAAAAAUGACUUUUUGCAGAAGUCAAAGAUUUUCUAAAUUAACUCUCACCUUCUUUUGAAAAAAACAAAAACAACAAUAACUGAAUCAUGAUUAAAAAAAAGGAUCUAUAUUUUUUUCAAUAUUAUCAGUUAUUUUUUAUUAGACUUUAUUCCCAUGAAAUAUUACCGUCGUCGUAAGAUUAUUAUUCACAUUUUUUAGAACAAUGUCCGACUUUAUUUUGUUGGGACUCACAUUAAAUGCUUUAAUCUUACUAAAAAGAAAUGCUCAUCUUAAAAAAAAAAAUCACAUUUUAAUAAGUUAAGAAUCUUACUUUUUUCAUGACGAUUUAGUUUUUCCAUUAAUAUUAAGACUUUACUCAUGAGUUUAUUUUUUUUUAAUAUCAAGAUUAUUUUUAUAUUCAGACUUUAUUCCCAUGAAAUAAUACAGUCAGCAUUUUGUAUAACCAAAAUGUCUGACUUUAAACCGUGCAGACUCACAAAAAUCUAUUCUCUCAUCUCAUAAAAUUAUGUUUUUCCUCCAAAAAUGAGGACAUUCCCAUAAAUGGCGUAAUAAUAAUGAAGAAAAUUACUUUUUUCCAAAAUGAUCCUCACCUUAUGACUUUUUUCUUCUUUGCAGUGGAAGUACUACUCCUUGGUACACAAUAGUAUUACCAACAUGCACAGUUCCUCUGGCAAAGACAAAGAAAAAGCACUUACAGGUGAAAAGCCUGCGUCUGGUGUCGUCGGACUAAAGUGUGUUCCAAACACGAGCGGGACCAAGUCGUUCCAAAAAUGUGUAGCGACAAGGAAGGAACAGACAUCCAACGCUCACAAAGUUGAUAUUUAUGUACAAGGGCAACAGCCGAGAGACGACGCGUAUCCAAGAAGUUCUUAACUUUUGCACUUCACGCCAUUUUUCUUAUUUAAUUUAACCGAAAAAAGACAGACCAAAAAGAACACUACCUCCUUUUCGGAACUCUGCGAUGUACACUAGGAAGGGGAUUCGUAUGUGGCGGUUUACCUGACACAUGAAAUGUGACGAAUUGGGGGGAUGCACUAUCCACUUUAGUAAAUAUCUUGAAAUGUGGCAAUUCCAACUUUGACCACUGUUGCUAUACAGAGUGGCGCUUUCCAUCAUUUUCUGCAGACUGCAUGGCAAAAAUGAUUUACCCCCCUCUUCCUCUUGCGCGAGAUCCACCCAGGUAUGGGUGACGAAUCCCUUCCCUACUGUAAUUCCUUGUGCAUCCUUGCUGAAUAACCACAACGACAAAUGCCUAAAAUGUUGGUUCUUAUCUGGUCUCCCUAACACCAAAACCGAAGAUCUGAUAAAAAAAACUACCUCGCUCUGGCUAAAAACCAUCAGGUUUUGAUGAAUUGAUCGCACACACACACACACUCACACACACUUACUUCGAGCAGGGGUGUCCAAACUAUGUUCCGUGGGCCAAGUGGAGCCCGCCGGCGUGUUCAUUUUGGCCCGAGAGACGUCAUGAGAUUAAUAAGGACUCUGGCCCCCGGGGAUCCUCCAUCUCAAUUUGAAACAUCUGACAGUAUAUUUGCUGCGAUUUAGUCGCCCUCACGUGGACUUUGUGGGUAAUUCCAAUUAAUGACCAUGAAUUGCACAUUGCAGUGUACACAGCUCGGCAUUUUUAUACAAACAACCUUUCCCAGUCAUGGCGCAAAACAACCAACACAGAAAGUCGACACGUGGUCGCACAUAACACGACCUGCUCACUGAUCUUUAUGGGUAUUGUAAGAAAAAUGUACAAGCACAACACAUAAUUCAAAAUUACACCCGUUCAAAUCCUCUACAGUCAUCCAUGUAUGGCGCAUUUUAACUGCUUGAUAUUUCUUUAAGAAGGUCAUCAAGUAAACAUGGUAGGAGUCAAAUUUUUACAUACUCUUAAUGUCCAUUGGGCGGUAUAGCUCGGUUGGUAGAAUGGCCGUGGUUUAAAUGUAACUUAGAUGUUGUGUUUCACAAUGUAAAGCGCUUUGAGUCACGAGAGAAAAGCACUAUAUAAAUAUAAUUCACUUCAAUUAUAUUAUUUAUUAAUUAUAUAUCCAUUAUAUUAAUAUAUGUGUAUAUAUGUAAAUAUAUGUGUGUGUGUGUGUGUGUGUGUUUAUAUAUAUAUAUACACACAGUAUAUAUAUAUAUACACAUAUACAUACAUAUAGACACAUAUAUACACAUACAUAUAGACACAUAUAUAUAUAUAUACACAUAUGUAUAUAUGCAAAUAUAGUGUAUGUAUAUACACAGUACACACACAUAUAUAUAUAUAUAUAUAUAUAUAUAUAUAUAUAUAUAUAUAUAUAUGUAUAUGUAUAUGUAUGUAUAGUUACGUCAAAGAGUUUGGACACCCCUGGUUAGAGGCUGAGUGGAAAUAUCCAAAGCAGUAAAAAAAAAAAAAAACACACUACUGCGUUGAGUCGUACACGUGGAAGAUCUCGUACUUUAAGGUACACCUGUACACACGCUCACAGGUCUACACGUGCCUAACAUUUCCCGGCACAACACGACGUAUUCUUGUGUAUGAAUAAUUCACGCCGGGCAUUCUUUUCCUUUCAUUUCUGUGUCCUCUUCUUUUGCAGCCCUUGUAAUACCGCUAUAAAGUACUGCUGAAGUACCCGUGUAUGUAUCAUGUCGAGUACUGCAGCUGUCCUGGUUUGAAUGGUCUUUUUCCCUGUUUUCAGUUCUUCAUCGAAAAAAACAACAAAACAAAACGUCUGGGACGCUGAUGAUGAUAUUUUUUUAUUUGAAAUGUAUUAUCGCUAAAGAAAACAGUGAAAAGAAGAAAAGUUAGACCAGUGGUUUUAGGUGAGACCUGUUUGUAUAUUUAUCUUAGCUAGGUCUAUUUUGAUACCUUUUAUUUGUUUUUGUCUCUUGUGUGCGUUUAUAAGGAAAAAAAAAAAGACUAAGAAGUGACUUCAUUAUGUAUCAAUACCUCAGAAGGACUUUUUGUUUUUCCUCCAAGACAGGACCAAAACCUCUGAAAAGGAAACGAGUGUAAGAAUAUUUAGCCUCUUGCUUUAAGAAAAAAAAAAGAAAAAAAAGUGGAGUGACGUUUGUGUCGGUCCAAUGUGGUGACCCCUGACCUCUGUCGUUCCUCAGCCGACCUCUGACCCGCAGAGCCGUCGGUUAUCCGCGGGCAGGAUGAGGGGGCGUGGCCUGAUCCCUGGCGCUAGCGACGCUCCGUCUCGGUACCAAAACGUGGACUUUGCCGUCCGAGGCCAAAGUCCAAACUCUUGAACUGUAACCAAACCGAAACCUUAACCAAAACCGAAAGCGAGCUACUUCCAAAAGGCUUCACUGCUAUCUCUUUUUAUUUGGACGGGCGGACGCGCUGACGUCUCAUUGGCUGACGGUUCAGAUCCACCAGUGGGAACGACCACUCGAGCUCGGGCGAAACCUUAGGAAUGUGUGUACAUUUUUUAGCAGUGACCCUUCGUGUUGUUUACUUUCACUUUAUGCUUUGGAUUAUUUUGUUGCUAUUUCUUGUUAUUUGGACGUGUCACCAGAGUUUUCAAGAGGCGGGGACUGGGCGGUGGCUUUAAGCCCCCGCCACGGGUAGCCAUGUUGAUGCCAGUCACUGCCCUUUCUUUCAUGCUGUAUAAAACACACACACACACACACACAUAUAUCUGUGUAUUUGUAACCUGAAUCUUCUCGUGUCUGUCCAUGCAGACAAUAAAAAACUGUACAGUAGGUCUAGUUGCAUGUAAUCUGUACUAAUUAUUGACAACGGCAUUAUAAAAUGCAAUAAAAUACUUAUUACACUGUC
Molecule: messenger RNA, 9004 nt
Organism: Nerophis lumbriciformis (worm pipefish)
Lineage: Eukaryota; Metazoa; Chordata; Actinopteri; Syngnathiformes; Syngnathidae
Gene: foxp4
Product: forkhead box P4
Biological process (GO): regulation of transcription by RNA polymerase II
Cellular component (GO): nucleus
Molecular function (GO): DNA-binding transcription repressor activity, RNA polymerase II-specific; RNA polymerase II cis-regulatory region sequence-specific DNA binding
Source: RefSeq, a predicted model, not a curated record